CCUCCCCAGUCCCAUGCUGCCCCUGGGUCUAUUUGGGGGGGUGGGGUGUGCGUUACCCCCCCCACGGGGUUGUGUCCCUCCUGUGGGGGGUGUCCCCCAAACCUCUCCCUGCACUUGGGGGGCUGCUCCCUGGGUGCUUUCCCCCCUCCCCUUUCAUUCCCCACAGGUCUCCCACCCCACUGCACCCCAUUAUGCUGCCCCGGAGCUACUGGGCUAUGCUGAUCUUCUGUGCUGCUGCUGCGUUUUUGGGGUGGCUGGACCUUGGCACCCCCCAAAAGGAAGCAGAGGUCCCCCCAACCUUGGGGACCCCCCCGGAGGUGGGGAUUGCCCCCCACGACUCCUUUGAGAAGACCACGGGUGUUGAUGACCAGUUCAAGGCUGAAGCCACGUGCUGGGCGCUGUCACCCCUGGACGACUGUCACCGUCAGGUCAUGGUGCGGCUCCGCUCGUCCUGCGCCAACCUGAGCAAGGAGGAUGAGGAGGAAGAGGAGGAAGGAGCCAACUUGUUCAACUGCCAGGCCAGUGCUGAGGGUCACCGGACAUACCCCUGCACCCCCGACACGGAGGAGCUGGGGAAGCGGCUGAAACUGGAGACCUGCGACUGCCACAACCUUCAGCAACUGGUGCUGGCUGAGACCCUCACCACCGUCGAGCAGCACCGGGUGGCCCAGCUCAUGGAGGACAUCGCCCAGCAGAUGGGGAAUGACCUGACCCUUCUCCUGGCCCAGCAGCAGCGGAUGGAGGAGGUGAUGGAGAAGCUGCAGCAGGUCAACCAGAGCCUUGGGUUGGUGUUGACUGCUGUGGAGGGUGCACGGAGCCAGCUGGAAAACCAUCUGCAGCACCUCCACACUGUCCUCGACCCACCCGGUCAGAGCCCAAGUGCCAUCUCCACCUCCAUCCUACACGGCUCCUACUUGGUGUUGCUGGCUGCAUUGCUGAUGCUCACGCCACCUCAUGCCAUCCUGCUCCUCUUCCUCUUCUUCCUCGCCUCCAGCACCCUCAGCAUCCCAGCACUCUCCGUUCUCCUGGUCUUCACCGUGGCAGGACAGUGGCUGGUGGCGGCUGCCCGCCGCGGUGCUGGGGGAGCCUGGCUGGUCCUUCCCCAAGAGGAGCCCCACCACCAGCUCACCUCCACCCCAGACAGGGAGUGCAAAAUUGAGCUGUUGCAGGAGGAACUGGACGGGAUGGAGAUGAGCUGCCUGCAAGAGCCCUCGCGCCUGGAGCAGCCCCCGGCGAUGGCAGGGGACACCCCUCGCGUAGCAAGGCGGGUGUCACCCGUCCCCAGCGGCUGGAGGACAAAGCUGAGCUCGUGUGGGGGGCCAAGGGACAUCUCCUGCAGGACAGGAGGGUCACCGGGGCCAGAGGGUACCCUGCCGAACCGCUUCUUCCCCAGCCAAGCGAUGCUGGAGUCUGCCACGGGUGCUGGGAAGCGCUGGGAGCCCAAACCCUGCAGCCCGAGCCAGUCUCUGGCCAACGACGUGUCCUUGCUGUCCCCACGGUCCCCGUGCCAGGGGCUCACCAGGGCCGGGCAGCGAUGCCGGAAGAAAGCCAUCCCCGGCCAGGAAUUCUGCCACAUCCACACCACCGAUCCUGGUGGAGAACACAGGGCGGUGCCCAGGACCCUAAGGGUGCCAUUUGACGUGGGUACGGGACCAUGCUGCGCGGCAGACGCUCUUCACCCCACCGUUUUUAUGCUAUUUGCAUCUGUUUUAAUAAAUGCCAUAUUUACAGCUGGAGCCUUCCCACUCCUGGUCCCUCUGCCCCAUCUUGAUGCUGGGGUAGGGGCAGCUUUGGGGGCUUUGAGACCAUCCCCACAUGUCAACAGCAACAGCAAAUGCCCAGGCUGCCACUCCUGCGCUGCAGAAACAACCCUGAUCACCUUCCCUUUAUUACAGCCUAAUUACAGGUAAUUAGCAGUGUAACCCAUUACAUGGCCAAGGCAGAGGUGGUGGCUCCAGUUGGCUGCUACCAUCUGGUCUGAGGUCCCAAA
This is a messenger RNA of Tyto alba (common barn owl), 1990 nucleotides long. Its product is annotated as protein brambleberry-like. Lineage: Eukaryota; Metazoa; Chordata; Aves; Strigiformes; Tytonidae. The record is from RefSeq and is a predicted model, not a curated record. The coding region runs from base 192 to 1910 and encodes 572 amino acids. The transcript is spliced from 11 exons.